AUGAAUCCACGCUACAGGUUUAUACUGAGAUUUUAUUCUUCGAAAAAACCAACUUUCCACAAUACAGCACCUUCGAAGACCAACGUAAACGUACCACGCGCUAACAAAAGUCAAAGCAAGGGUAAACACAAAGGCAAAUUGUUGGUACUCGUAGGAACUUUAGCACUCGUGACAUCAGUUAUUUCGGUAAACUAUCAAAAGAACGAACCAGUUGAAUUUCUUGAAUAA
Molecule: messenger RNA, 228 nt
Organism: Saccharomyces cerevisiae S288C
Lineage: Eukaryota; Fungi; Ascomycota; Saccharomycetes; Saccharomycetales; Saccharomycetaceae
Gene: MIN9
Product: Min9p
Exons: 1
Coding region: 1-228 (75 amino acids)
Cellular component (GO): membrane
Source: RefSeq, marked reviewed